UUUGUUUCAAUCACAUCUACCUAUAGCCAGAGGUCGUUUCGAUAUAAACAUAAAGGGAUGUGAACGUUUAAGAAAAACAUUCCAUUAUAAUUACUGUUAGGUAAAUAAAGAGAGAGAGUCUAACUACUUCAAAUUGUCUUUGAUAAAAAGAUUUGAAACGAAAAUCGUCUAAUCACCGGGUGAAAGCCCAAAUGGGAGUGUAAUAUAUCAAUAAAUCAACCUACUACGUUCAAUGCUAGGUGUGAUUGUGAUAGGAUAUUUCCAAAAACUAUAGUAUUUGCUCUCAAGUAUUCAAAUGGUCUCUUAGGUCAUGGCAUCUAAAUUAUUUCUGAUUUCGUUGAUUUUCUGACGUUGUGUGUAAUCGACUCAAAUUAAUUAACUUAAGGUAAAGAAAGCUCAAUUAAAAAUAACUGUUUUGUUAACAGUAUACACACUUUCAAAUAUUUGAUUUAAAAAAAUAUCUUAACAUUUGGACCCCUAUUAUUGUACUGCCUCUGUAUGCCUUCUAUCUCCGCAUGAUUGUCUAUGGAAAAUAGUUGUAAAUAAACAGAGUGGUUUUUUCCUCCUAGCGAUGGGGCAUGCAAUUUAUUGACAUUUAAAAAUAUUCGUCUCUGAGUAAGUUACAAAGAAACCAAACCAUGACGAACAGCAAGUGCAAGAACUGCGGCUGCUCGGAAAUAGACGUCGACCCGUCCCGCGGGGAUGCCGUGUGCACGAACUGUGGUGUUGUCCUUGAGGACAGCAUCAUUGUCUCGGAGGUCCAGUUCGAAGAGAACGCUCACGGAGGGGGUUCUGCCAUUGGCCAGUUUGUGUCCUCCGAGUCGUCUGGCGGCAUCACCAGCUUUGGUGGCUCAUUUCACACUGGAUUGGGAAAGGAAUCAAGAGAAAUCACUCUAAAAAAUGCUAAAAACGCAAUUUCUAAUCUUGCACAGCAAUUGAGGUUGAAUCAGCACUGUGUGGAAACUGCGUUCAAUUUCUACAAAAUGGCACUGACGCGUCACCUGACUCGAGGAAGAAAGAAUUCUCAUGUUGUAGCAUCGUGCGUCUACAUGACAUGCAGGAUAGAAGGAACAUCACAUCUUUUGAUCGACUUCAGCGACCAUCUACAGAUCUGCAUUUACUCGCUGGGCCGCACGUACCUCCGGUUGUCUCGGGAACUCUGCAUCAGCGUUCCAUCGAUGGAUCCGUGCAUGUACGUGCUGAGAUUCGCCAACAAGUUGGAUUUCGGCGACAAAACCCACGAGGUGUCGAUGACUGCGCUGCGACUGGUCCAGAGGAUGAAGCGGGAUUUCAUCCACACGGGGAGGCGUCCUUCCGGCUUGUGUGGAGCAGCUCUGUUGAUUGCUGCACGAUUCCACGAGUUCAACCGAACAGUAAAAGACAUAAUCAAGAUAGUCAAGGUCCACGAUUCCACACUAAAAAAGAGGUUAAAAGAGUUUGGAGAAACACCUUCCAGUUCUUUGUCUUUUGAAGAAUUCUUUACUGUGGACUUGGAAGAGGAGCAGGACCCUCCAGCCUUCAAAAUGGCACGUAAGAAGGAUAAAGAAAAAUUAUUGAAGUUAAUGGAGGAAGAAGAUGUGGAUGGAGAUCUGCUGAGCCUGAGAAAGGAGAUCGAGCAACAGCUGUUCGACACUAUGCCAGGCACAAAGUCCAGUAGAGGGAAGAGAACUAUUUUGUCAGAUUCAGAUUCAGAAAGUGAUGUGGAUACUCAAGAAGUUAACCAAUUUACUGACCAGUCAACUAUCGGCGUCAUCCAUGAAUGCCUGAAUGGAAGGAAUGACGAUGACAUAAUAAUCGUUGAGGAAGAUCCUUUGGCAGUUAAUGAAGUACCUGAAGCAGGCGAGGAUAACUCGUCUGCAACGAAGGGACUAGGCCCCGACAUCGCGAGCAUGGGUCUGGUCAGCUCCAUGCAGGAGCAGACGGCGGCGCCCGCGGACCAAGGAACGAGCGCGGCCCAAGGCCAGGGCACGGGCGAGCUGAGCCUCGACGGCAUAGACGACGCGGAGAUCGACUCGUACAUCAUGAGGAGCAGCGAGGCGAGCUUCAAGGACAGCUGCUGGAUGAAGAUCAACCAGACCUACCUCAAGGAAAAGAAAGAAAGAGAAGAGAAAAAGGCAAAGGAAAAAGAAGAGGGAAAGCCAGAGAAGAAGAGACGAAAAACAGGGCCACGAAAGAAAUUCAACCAGCCUUCAAAUUCAGCGGGAGAAGCUAUUGAGAAAAUGCUGCAGGAAAAGAAAAUUUCUUCUAAAAUAAACUACGAUGUGCUAAAGAGCUUGAAUGUUAAGUCUUUAGAAGUUUCCAAAACAAAGGAACCAGAUGCUAACGAAACUUUUGGUAGCAGUCCUCAAAAAGAAAGUGUCUCGCUAACAGAGAAGGAACCGAGGAGGAUACAGGAGGAUCCUGCCGAGCCGGUCGCAAAACCCACGCGUGCAGUUCGCUCAGCGCCAAACCUCGGCCGGGAGCGGAAGAGGCCAAGGGAAGUGGGGUUCCCGCUCCAAGCACCGGAGGAAGCAGAGGAGAAGGCGGCUGAGCCAGAAGUGCAGGAGGCCCCUCCACCAGCCGACUUCGAAGAAGGCGACGACUACGACGAAGACGAUGGCGGGGGAGUGGAGGCGGAAACCACAGAGCUGUCAGUGGCACAGAUGCUCAAGAGACAUACUGGCGACGACGACGAAGACUACGGUGGCUACGAUUACGAUGACUACUAGUCUGUCACACCACCAGGGCUGUCGAGAGGGUUGGGGGGGGGGGGGGGGGAGGCGGCAGUCCCUGGGGCCCGGUGUAUGUUUCGAAAUAUUUGUUUAAUGUGUGUUACAAGGUACAGGUCUUUUGCUAAUAAAAUCAGUUGGAAACAUCAUCAGGCAUGUGAUACAUGCAGAUCACCUUUACCUACAGUGAUGGCCUUGGUAACGUUAAUUUUUUUUUUUUGGGGUUUGAAAAUUUGUACAUUAAGUAACCGGGAGAGGGCUCAACUAAAUUAUUUACCCCGGGACCCUCAAGUUUUUCUCGACGGCCCUGUGACACCACUGUCUGAAUACUUAUGAUUCAGCUGUUACACUCUGUUUCAGGACUUUUUGACACAUGCUUCGGCGAACAUUUGAAACUUUCAGCUGUGUAUUGCGAUGUAAUAAACAAAACAAACUCAAGAUUCACGUAGCACCAGACUAGCUAAUCAUGUGUCAUUAAUUAUUUUGUUAAUUUUAUAAAAUUAUCCAGCUGUCAAUGUCUGAAUGUUCUCUUGAAGUCUUAUCGUGAACUUGAACAGAGUGUACAUUUUCCAUCACAUUCUAAUGUCUUCAAGCAUUUCAAUCAGGUUGUCUGCUUGAUUAAAUGAAUGAAUUUUUCAAGAAGUGUCUUGGUUAAACAUUCCACUUAUUCAGCCCCCAGUAAAAUUUAAAUUAAUAAAUUAAAAUUUAAAAAAAAUAUCUGAUAUUACACGAGCAGUGUGGAUGCUUGCUAGCUGCACAUUUCAUUUUCCCUCAUCAACUGUUAGCAGUCACAUGCAAGGUUGCACAUUUAGGUAACAACUCAUUUAUUCAUGCAAGUGCCAUGAGAGUUGAAAGUAUUCAAUUAAUUGUACAUUAUCUGGCACUGGAAAAAUUUUUCUGAAACAACUAUUUUGGGGCUUUGCAGUGGCGGAUCCAGGAUUUUGGUUUGGGAGGGGCUUGGCCCAUCUGAGGCUAGGCUUUAUCAAGGCAAACACUAAAACAAUAGUGGACCCAGAUGCUUUUGGAGGGGGCUUGAGCCCCUUAGGCCCCCCUCUGGAUCCACUACUGGGGCUUUACAUUACAUUUUGUUGUUUUACAGCAACUUUAAUUACUUUGUUAAAAUAACUUCAGAUAAACAAGCUGUAACAAGGUAAACUAGGUAUUCUUGAUUAUUUAUCUAUGUGUAUAAGAUAUAUAUGGCAAAAGAAGUGUUUAAUCUAUGUAUACUAUGUGAAGCUUAUUCACUGUAUUUUUUGUCAUCAAAGUAAAAUGUAAUUCUGUUAUGAUCGUAAGAACACUAAUAUGUAGAGACAAGAUUCUAUGGAUUGAUAUAUUUAGUCCAAUUUCAUUUUUAAAAAACAAGAUUUUGGUUUUAUUGUUUUUAUUUAUAUAAAAACUGUUUUUUAAUACUUACUCCACCAAAAUAGUGAUAAAAUUUACAUGCUGCAUUUUUGCUAUAAAAUAAUUUGUGUUAAAUUGGUCUAAAACAGAUACAUUCAGAACAGUAAAAUAAAUUAGCGAGCAUCAUUUGUGGUUGGAAAGUGAUUCAAUAAAAGGUGCACAAUAAAACAAAUUAAUUUAAUUUUUCUGAGCCAUGCACUUUGGUACAAAUUUUGUUCUGAAAAUAAUGACUACCCUUGAAUUUCAAACAUGAAAAGAUUACUUCUUUUAUGAUUUGAAUUAAGGUUUGGUUAAAUGCAAUUUAAUUCCAUUAUUUAACUUGCAUUUCGGUGUUAUAUGAUGUGCUUAUCGGUGUCAUUUCGGUUUUAUCGCAAUUUAUCAUAUAAUCUUGCCCCUACUAAUAUAUUAAGACUACCGAAAUUGCGUGUGUAAAAUCUGUGUGUAACUGCAGAUAAAUAGUGUAUUAUACUUCCUGUUGGAGAGUUUCGCUAGUGCUCAUAAAGGAAUUCAGAACAUAGUUUAAACCAAACUCAACCAAACAUUGCGUUCAGUUCCACAUCUUCGUGUUGAUGCUAGCCAGUCGUGUCUUCCAUCUGUUUCAAAAUUCACACUUGAUUAACCCCCACUUUGCAACUGCCGUGCGAUAUGGGUGAAUGUAACUAGAGGUCUGCGAGUAUUUGAAAAAUAUUUGAUAUUCGUAAAUAAUUUGAUGCUUAAAUCAAACAUUAUAAUCAACAAUUUUUUACAUUAUUUGUUUUCCUAUAGGGCGAUAGAUUCUGCAAGUGGGAUUCAUUAAUAAAAAAAUUCUAAUGAGAAGAGUGUAUGUAACAUGUAUGAGGGCAAGAAGGUUUUUUUUUUUUUUUUUUUAGAAAUUUGGAUUUAUUUUCUGAAACAAUAGUAUAUACAUGAUUUUUAUAUUUUCAAAUAAUAUGUAACUGUUAUUUAAAAUUAUUAAAAAUACUAAAUUUAAAUAUAUAUGAUAAUUUUUAAAAUCAAAACCCUUUCUGAAUUUGAAAUUUUCAUGGAUUGAGGAAAUUUACUGUUGAUUUCAUUUUAUUUUCUUGCAUUUUACACCACUCAAUUAUGGUUCCAUGUAUUUUUCAUCAAUUUUUUAGAACCCCGAGAAGUGUAAAAAAAAAUUUUAACUCUAUGUUUAAACUCUUGACUCGUAAACUUUUCAAUAUUCUUGAAUAAUUUGAUAUUUGACUCAAAACUCAAUUUGAAUGAAAAUAUCAGGAUUUACAUCUCCUUAUAGGAUUAUCUCUAAGAACCUCAGUCCAAGGACAUAUUGGGUCGGGCCACAUUACUAAGCAGGCCAGAGUUUGGCGAACUCUUCCCUGCAUGGCUUUGCAGCAGGACAUUUGUAUUUCAACACUAUCAGUGUUCAGGCCCAAACUGAGACUCACAGCUGCAAGCUAAUUUGAGUCUCCACUGUACCUACUUAUCAGGCGUUGGUAUAUGGAUGGCUGUACGUAAUGCUGUCAAAAUAUUUUUAAUUAAAUGACGUAAACUUAACAAAAAUGGUUGAAACUAAGAUGGCAUCUUUCAAUUAUGUCUCCUUAGAGAUAAAAAAAUUAAUAUUAUCAGAUGGGCUUGAUGAAUUACAGGAAAGUGUAUUUCCAAUUACCAUUUCUUUACAAAAUACAAUACAGUGGAAUCCGUUUAUAAUGACAUCGAAGGGAAUUGACAAACACGUCAUAAAAAGCGGACGUCAUACAAAGCGUUAUGUGAAGCAUAAAAACACGUGUACAAACAUGAUACAUAUAUGUAAAUAUUUUUCAUUUUUAAAUUAAGAAAUCUGUAAUUUUUGUCUGCUUUUGUUUUUUUUCUUUUAAUUUUAUUGUAAUAACAGUCUCUAAUACUAUUGUGUACAGAAGACAUCGCCAUGGUCAAAUUACUAUCAUUUUCAAUAUUGCUAUGAACAACUAUUGAUAAUAAUUCUGCAGCCUUUAAUGCCCCUUCUGCGGUAGGUAAUGGUGCUUCCUCGACUUCCUCUUCCCUUUCUCCAUCACUUUCGAGGUGUUCCCUAGCAUUAAUGUUCUGUACAAUAUUUUCAUCGGUGGGUUCUUGGGAUGUGAGAAGAGCACUAUCGAUGUCAACAUAAUCUUCCCACAUUUCCGGUGCUGCUAAAGAAUCCGAAUUUAGGUUCCGUGACCACAUAGAUAAAGGGACGUCAUCUUCUUCAUCAAAUUCAUGUUUUGCUGUUUGAACAGGUAAACCGUCGUGGUUUCCAAUGAAUCCAGCAUGUUUGAAACAGUUGUGAAUGGUACUUUGUGACAUUUUAUUCCAGGCAUCAUUAACCAUCAGAAUUGCAUCUAGCACCGUUAUUUUCGUAGAAGAGUUAUUUUCAUUAGCAUCAAGACAAUUAAUUAUUUUGAGCACAAGGUUAUUUUUUUAAAUUAGUUUUGAGUGAUUGUAUUAUUUCCUGAUCCAUUGGCUGUAGUACUGAUGUUGUAUUCGGCGGAAGGAAAGCAAGUGUUAUAGACUUUAAAUCAGUAACUUUUGGAUGCGCUGGGCAAUUAUCAACCAGCAAUAAAAUCUUUUUCUUCUUCUUCACCAAAUCAUGAUCCCAAUUUUGAAGCCAUUUUUCAAAAAUCUCCGACGUCAUCCAAGCUCUACGAUUGUUAGCAUAAUCGACAGGUAACGAUUUGACACUGCUAAAACAUCUUGGUUUUUGUGACUUUCCAAUAACGAGCAAUUUCUUUUUCUCUGUGCCACUCAUAUUUGCUACUACCAUGACAGUUAUUCUGUCUUUCGAAAACUUGCCUCCACUACAAUUCUCACCUUUAAAUUUCAAAGUUUUGUCCGGCAUCAAUUUGUAAAACAGUCCAGUUUAAUCAGCAUUAAAAAAUCUCAUCAGAAAAUUGUGGUCGUAGAUUCGGUCACACAGACGUCAACUAUUUUGUUGUUGAAUUUUGAUCAACAGACGAAGAUUCACCGACAAUUUUUCCCGCCACAAUGUUAUGUCGAACUUUAAAACGACUGAUCCAGCUUGCAGAACAAUUGAAGUCGAGAAUACGAAAACGUGUGGCAAAAAUAUUUGCCUUUUCCUGUAGCAUAGGGCCGCUGACAUGUAUUCCCUUGUUUCUCGUGAUUUUAAAACACUGAAUUAAUGCUUGAUCAGCAUUUUCUUGUCGCGACUUUCGAAGCCUCUUCGGUUUCAUAACAUUUGAAUUGAACGAUUGCUUAAUCCGGUUCUUGUUUUGAAAAUCAUUGAGAUUGUCGAAUGACCCAUGCCAAAUCCCUUUCCUCAAUCGUAAAUGCUUUACGGCGUUGAGAUGACAUUUUUUCCACAGGAUAUCACAAACAACAAUGCGUGACCUUCAAGUGUCAAUUACUCACUGAGGUUCAAAACAAAAAUGAGCCAAGUCAAGUUUAGGAAAUUACUGACAUGAAGACAGAGUGAUCAUUUUGAAUGAAUAUGUUUUUCCCUCAACCUAUGCUAAACCAAAUCAAUGGUAUCAGUAUUAUUUUAAUAUUAUUUUUUUAUCACUGAUUUUUAUGUCAACUAUUAAUGUUAUUUGAAUAAAAAUUCUUUAACAAAAUGUUAAGUAGUUUUCAAAUAAGAACCAGAUUUCUCAAGAUAUUGAUGCACAUUCUUGCAAAAGAUAGGCAUGACUCAAUACGGAACCUCCAAGCCAAUUGAGUACCGUACUGAUGCAAUGCUCAUAGCCAUGCUGGGCAUUGAUCAAACCCUAGACCCAGGCCACAUGCAUGUAAUGCCCAGUGAUAACACACACUUGUUAGGCUUGCUGUGUUCUGCUAUGCUGUUUAAACACUACUGGCCACUAUAACAUAAGGUUACCACCUUCACUUUAAGCACUAUGUUUUGCCACCUUAAUGUGGAUUUAAAAUUUAAAAAAAAAGUGCAUCACUGUUCAUGCUCAGAUUGAAUUAAAUUAUUUGAAAUUGCUUAGAAUGUAUGUGACAAAACCCACAAGAUCUUUGUACUGAACUGUUACUGAAUGUAAAACAAUAUUAGGUAUUAUAAAUUCAAAUUACAUACAUAUAUGCUUUGAAAUGAGAAAUUCUUUUGUAAUAAGGUUUGCCAGUAUUAUUAUUGUUUGAGUGUUUUUACUUUAAGUUUGGUUUAGUUUGUUAAAAUUAAAAAAAUUAAUUUUCACCCAUCUCUAGAUUUGUUAAACUAUUCUAGAACUGCAAGAAUUCAUUAGGUACUAAACUAUGUAAUUAUUUAUGUAUAUUUUUGUAUGCUCUCUUAUUAUUAUUUAUAUUAUAUGUGAUUAUGUUCUUGAAUAAAAUAAGUUAUAGUACAAA
Molecule: messenger RNA, 8384 nt
Organism: Bacillus rossius redtenbacheri
Lineage: Eukaryota; Metazoa; Arthropoda; Insecta; Phasmatodea; Bacillidae
Gene: Brf
Product: transcription factor IIIB 90 kDa subunit
Exons: 14
Coding region: 639-2708 (689 amino acids)
Biological process (GO): transcription by RNA polymerase III; DNA-templated transcription initiation; transcription preinitiation complex assembly
Cellular component (GO): nucleus; transcription factor TFIIIB complex; transcription preinitiation complex
Molecular function (GO): RNA polymerase III type 3 promoter sequence-specific DNA binding; RNA polymerase III general transcription initiation factor activity; TBP-class protein binding
Source: RefSeq, a predicted model, not a curated record